This is a messenger RNA of Homarus americanus (American lobster), 679 nucleotides long. It is a transcript of the gene RpL19, whose product is annotated as 60S ribosomal protein L19-like. Gene Ontology annotation, cellular component: cytosolic large ribosomal subunit; ribosome. Bases 291 to 644 code for a protein of 117 amino acids. Lineage: Eukaryota; Metazoa; Arthropoda; Malacostraca; Decapoda; Nephropidae. The record is from RefSeq and is a predicted model, not a curated record. The transcript has 5 exons. Gene Ontology annotation, molecular function: RNA binding; structural constituent of ribosome. Gene Ontology annotation, biological process: translation.
AAAUUUCUUGUCUGAACUCCUUUCGCCGUGACGUCAUAUCCCUCUUCUCUUCAGCAAGUACCACGAUGAGUUCGCUCAAGGUACAGAAGCGCCUCGCUUCUGAGGUGUUGAAAUGUGGCAAGAAAAAAGUUUGGUUGGAUCCCAACGAGAUAGGGGAGAUUGGCCAGGCUAAUUCUCGUCAGAACAUCCGCAAAUUGAUUAAGGAUGGUUUGAUCAUCAAGAAGCCCCACAAUGUUCACUCACGGGCCCGUGUCCGCAAGAAUCAAGAAGCUACAUAAAAAGGUCGUCAUAUGGGCUUUGGCAAGAGGAAGGGUACUGCUAAUGCUCGUAUGCCACAAAAGAUCCUCUGGAUUCGCCGUAUGGUUGUCCUGCGUCGCAUGCUGAGAAAGUACCGCGACAAUAAGAAGAUUGACAGGCAUCUGUAUCAUGAGUUGUACAUGAAGGUGAAGGGUAAUGUCUUCAAAAAUAAGCGUGUGCUUAUGGAGUACAUCCACAAGAAGAAGGCCGACAAUGCUCGUGCCAAGAUGCUCAGUGACCAGGCAGAAGCACGCCGAUCCAAGGCAAAGGAAGCCCGUAAGCGCAGACAAGACCGUGUUGCCAUAAGGAAGGCAGAUGCUCUAAAGAGCAAAGAUGAUGCAGAGUAAUGUGUGUACCCUUUAGUAAAGAAAAAAAAAAGGAA